Molecule: messenger RNA, 2177 nt
Organism: Daldinia caldariorum
Lineage: Eukaryota; Fungi; Ascomycota; Sordariomycetes; Xylariales; Hypoxylaceae
Product: PLC-like phosphodiesterase
Exons: 1
Coding region: 419-1828 (469 amino acids)
Biological process (GO): lipid metabolic process
Molecular function (GO): phosphoric diester hydrolase activity
Source: RefSeq, a predicted model, not a curated record
GUUAAAAUGAGAAAUGUUCAACGUUACCACGAACGUCUAUUUCAAAGACUCAAAUUCGUGGUACUUUGUGGCGCUGCUUUUUACAUUACAUAGCACCAGGGGAGGGAGAAAAAAAAGGAAGAAAACAGACGAAAAAGAAUAAACUUCAGCUGCGAUUGUUACGAGAUCCCCACUGCCAAUCAUCCAAUUAAAAUCUAAAAUUCAGUCGUGGCUGGCCGUUGUUCCCCUUACACUGCGCCUAAGACCUUUGCCUACGGAACUGACGCUCAUUAGCUGCUUGAGUGAUGAUCCUACAUAAGUCUUUGAAGCGCCUCAACGGCGUUGGCGCAUCCUAUUUAGCUGUACUAUCUAGCUCUACAACUAUUUCCCUAGAAUCCUAUUAAUACUAAACUACAGCUUAAUACAACUUUUUAAUCCAAUGGCGGACUUAACUAUCCGUAACCUCACAAUCACUCCGCUAGAGCUUAAGCUCGUGGAGCGGUUUGAAGGGCAGCCUUCAUCCGGACGUCAUACUCCUGUCGGUAAUAUCACGAGCAGGCUCACCGGUAUUUUUAGCUCUUCAUCUGUUGCGCCUAAUGUUCGCAUCCAGGGCGAAGCUAAGGACCGCCGUGAUGUCUCCAUUCCCAUCGGAUGCUUUGAAACCUGCGUUACGGAUGUUCGCGCGGCUGACCCCGGCCGAGAAGUCAUUCGCUUGACUUUCGAGUCUGGGGGUCACCGAUAUCAAGUAGAUGUGCCGAGUGCUUCGCAUCGUAGCACAGUCAUGACGAAACUGGAUGGUGCUCCCAACGAAUAUACUGCUAUCUACGUGCAGGCCGGCAGUUGUCUUGCCAUCUUCAGUUCCGCCAACCUCUCCAGUUGGAUGCACGAGCUGCGGGACGAAUAUCCCUUAUCGGCUUUGUCUAUACCGGGUACACAUAACAGUCCGACAUGCCACCUCGCACUGCCUUCAGUCCGAUGCCAAGCGGUUAAUGUGCGCGAGCAACUGGACAACGGCGUCCGAUUUUUCGAUAUCCGUGUAAACGUUAGCACGGACUCUUCGGAACUGACCCUCGUGCAUAGCGCGUUCCCCAUCUCGCUCACGGGAAACAAGUAUUUUAAGGAUAUGCUCGAUGUUAUUUACUCGUUCCUAGACGCCAAUCCGUCCGAGACCCUUAUCAUGAGCGUGAAGCGCGAAGGCACCGGUAAAGGCACCGAUCAGCAGCUAUCCAAGAUCCUCAAGGAUCGCUUCUACGGAGAUGGGAAACGAUGGUACACCGAACCGCGGAUUCCAAAGAUCGGCGAAGUACGGGGUAAAAUCGUGCUGCUGAGGCGACACCAGAACGACCCAAGCCUUAAUGGCGAAUGGGAUGGUCGAGGUUGGGGACUCGAUGGGAGCGUCUGGCCAGACAAUUGUGAGGAUGGUCUACUGGGAAGUGGUAUUGCCCGUAUACAAGACUUCUACGAAGUCGACCAGAGCCACAACAUUCAGAAGAAGAUCGAGUUCGCACGAAAGCAUCUUGAACGUGCGGCCGAACCAUUUUGCGCCCUCCCGGGACGUGAAGGUUACAAGGAGAACGGACCUGUCCAGCCUUUCUUUGUGAAUUUCUUAAGCGCUAGCAAUUUCUUUAACGCUAACUGCUGGCCGGAGAAGAUUGCGGCCAAAGCAAACCCGGCCAUCAUCGAGUACCUAUGCAUACGGCACGGGGCGGAUGGCAAGGGGCCGAAAGGCUUAAAGGUGGGUGAUGGGAGCACCGGAGUGGUUGUUACGGAUUGGGUUGGACAAGACGGCGACUGGGACCUCAUAAGAUGCAUUGUCGGUUGGAACGCAAGAUUGCAGUUAAAGCAAUAACUCUUUGACUUGAACUAUACCCUUUGGUUGCUUUCCUAAAGGUUUAUAAUUACCUUAGGUACCUACUUAGACUUGUUUUGGAAACACGGUUUACACGUUAGGUAGAAAUACUAGAAAUACUAUAUACCAUAAAUACCUCCUAGGUAAGUAUAAGAUGGAAUACCUAAGACUUAGGUAACGAUUACUCGAAUCACCAAUAUCUCGGUUAUGGAUGUUAAAAUGCGGGUCAUGCUAUAUACUAAACCCUUUAACAUUUAAUGAGUGGAAGGCAAUAUGAAAUUUGAAUCGUUUACCUUAUUAAGUGGAAUAAACUAAGAGCUACCUACCAAGAUAUAGCAAGUAUAGUAAG